Molecule: messenger RNA, 1571 nt
Organism: Populus nigra (black poplar)
Lineage: Eukaryota; Viridiplantae; Streptophyta; Magnoliopsida; Malpighiales; Salicaceae
Product: F-box/kelch-repeat protein OR23-like
Exons: 2
Coding region: 16-1389 (457 amino acids)
Molecular function (GO): protein binding
Source: RefSeq, a predicted model, not a curated record
UCAAAUAACAAAGAAAUGUCAAAUCCACGGAAGGCCCUUUUAGCCUUUUCAAAAAUCUUUUUGCCCAACAAGCUAAAACGAAGCAGCUCCUGCUGCUGCCAAGGAUCGCUUGAAAAGAGAAGAAAGAAGAAGAAGAAGAAGGAAAUGGAGACAUAUGCCUCGUCAUCAUUAUCACAGCUUCAAAUUAAUGAAACCCAAACCCUAAUUCCAGGUCUGCCAAACGACAUCGCAUCACUAAUUCUGUCAUUGAUCCCAUACUCACACCAUGCCCGCGUCAAACCUACUUGCAAAUCGUGGCACACCUUUCUCUCCUCAACCAAAGCCCUAUUUUCACUCCGCCGUCAUCCCCGCCGCUCUAACCACCUCUUAAUAAUCUUCCCGCAGGAUCCAUCCAUCUCUGCUCCUUACCUAUUCGACCCGCAAAACCUGGCUUGGCGUCGACUCCCACGCAUGCCAUGUAACCCUAACGUCUAUGGACUCUGCAAUUUCACUUCCAUUUCGAUGGGCCCUAAUCUAUAUGUUCUAGGUGGGUCUCUCUUCGACACCCGGUCUUUCCCCAUGGACCGUCCUUCUCCAACAUCGUCUGUUUUUCGGUUUAAUUUUGUUGAUUUCUUGUGGGAGGAACUGUGUCCAAUGUUGUCACCGCGUGGUUCUUUUGCCUGUGCGGCGGUACCUGAUUCGGGGCAGAUAAUUGUGGCUGGAGGAGGGUCGAGGCAUGCGUGGUUUGGUGCGGCGGGGAGUAGGAUAAGUUCGGUGGAGAGGUAUGAUGUUGGGAAGGGUGAGUGGGUGGCAAUAGAAGGGCUGCCGAGAUACAGGGCAGGGUGUGUGGGUUUUUUGAGUGGGGAUGGGGAGGAAAGGGAGUUUUGGGUGAUGGGAGGUUAUGGAGAGUCGAGGACGAUUUCGGGGAUUUUUCCUGUGGAUGAGUAUUAUAAGGAUGCUGUUGUGAUGGACCUGAAGAAGAGUGGAUGUGGGAAGUGGAGGGAGGUUGGCGAUAUGUGGAGUGAUGCGGGUAGAGGGAGGCUCGGGAAGAUUGUUGUUGUCGAGGAGGAUGAGGGCCGGCCUGCUGUUUUUAUGCUUGAUGAGAAUGAGAUUUUCAGAUAUGACAUGGCUUCAAACUCUUGGCAGAGAGAGUCCAUUGUACCUCGAAAAGCUCCUCGCAACUCCUCAUGUGGUUUUGCUGUGUUGGAUGGGGAGCUACAUGUAAUGACUUUUCUGCGAGGAGAUGAUUUAGUCAAAACUCAAAGGUCACGGCAGCAGAAGAGGGGAGGAACACUUUUCGUCCAAAUCUAUCAUCCUAAGAAGAAGACAUGGAGAUCACUCGUUACAAGACCACCAUUCUAUCACUCGUUGGAUUUCAAGACUGCAAUUAUGUGCACCAUUCGGCUUUAGACAAUUACAUCUUGUGAAUAUCAUAGUUACAGCCACCCGAUUAAUGUAAUAAUUGUGUUGCCUGAACCUUGCCCUUGGCACAUAGCACAUGGUGGAGGCCAAUGUACAUACAGAAUGAUGAAGCACAGUACGGCACCGGUUUAAUUUUAAAUGAAUGUAACUACAACGUUUUCUUACAUAAA